AUGAAUAAUAUCGCAAAUAGCACGUCGCCCGUGCUAAAUAGCAUGGAGAAUAGGAGCGAAGUAGAACAAUAUAAUGAAAAUGAAGAAUUAUUUCGAGUGGAGGAGACUGAAGAAAAUACAAACCUAUAUACAAAAAAAAGAUAUCGAGAUGAGGAUGACACGGAAAUGUGGACUUUAGUGUCUAGAAAUAGCAAAAGAAAGUAUCGUAGAAAUUUAUCAGAAAAAAGUUUAGAAGAAAUAGAUGAUAAAAUAGAAGUCUGUAUUACAAGUAAAGAAAAAAUUCCUAAGCAGAUAGAAUUGGCGAGGUUUUUGAAAGAACACAAUAUAUUAAAUAUAAUAAGAGUUAAAUAUGCAACACCUUAUAAAAUUUUUGUUUUAUUUGAAGAAGAAAGCGAUGCAGAAAAAAUGAUUACUUCUACAGCGUUGCAGGAAAAAGGCUGGAAAUGCUACAAAACAAGUGAAGUCGGAUUUUCCUAUGGCAUUAUCAGAGAUAUUGAGUUAGAUCUGUCUAAAAAGGAUGUACAAUUGAGCAUUUCGUCGGAUUUAGAGAUAAUAUCAGUUAAAAGAUUAUUUCGUAGAAAUGAUGAAAUCCCUGGUUGGACUGAAAGUGAAACGAUUCGCCUUUGUUUUAAAGGUUCCUCCUUACCACCACAUAUUUUCAUAUAUGGCUUAAAGUGGAAUGCACAAAGUUUUAAACCUAAAUUAAGUGACUUUGAGCUACUAUUAAAUCGGGAUAAAAUUCACAUUGCAGUGAUUAGUGAAACGUGGUUGAAUGAGAGAGAUGAUAUAAGAAUCUCUGGUUAUAACAUUUAUCGCUAUGAUAGAUCUGAUGGAUAUGGAGGUGUCGCUAUUAUUUCUCAUAAUUCUGUUAGAACGGAGGUUUGCCAACUUAAUAUAGGUAAUUCAGAUAUUGAACUUUUACGUGUCAAAAUUCAUAAUUGUAAUAAUCUUGAAAGUAUUUAUGCUUUAUAUUGCCCUCCAUCCGCACGAACCUCGCAAAGUAAUUGGGAUGAAAUUUUUUCAAUAAUCACGCAAAGAUCUAUAAUAUUAGGUGAUUUUAAUGGCCAUCAUCAUAGCUGGUCAAAUAGAACAGAUAGAAGAGGAAUUCAGAUUUUUGAUUCACUUGUAGAUAGCCGCUACGUAAUCCUCAAUAAUAGUAGUUUACCAACCCGUAUUAAAUUUGUAAAUAAUAAUUUGCAAAAAUCCUCUCCGGAUUUAUCCUUAGUAUCAUCGGACAUUGCCUUAAAUUGUGAAUGGUUUGUAACAAACGAGUCCCUAGGAAGUGAUCAUCUAAUAAUUAAGUUAACUCUAAAUUACAGCGUACCUCCUAAUCACUUUGUAAAAAAGCGGAACUUUAAAUUAGGUAAGUGGGAGCCAUAUCGUUCCGAAAUCAAUUCGUCACUGAAUGAUCUCGGUUUUCCCGUAAACGCGCAAUUGGGGUACGAUAUGUUGCUUGAUUGUAUGAACCGUGCAGCAGACAAGUAUAUCCCUUUUAUUAAAUUUAUCCUAAACCCUAGUAAUGUCUUUAAACCUAAACCAUUUUGGAAUAUGAUUGUUUCGAAGUCUAUAGCUGAACGACGUCUAGCACUUGUUGUAUUUAGAGAUAACCCAACGCCAAAUAACCUUGAUAUUUUACAAAAUAAAGUAGGUGAAGCUCAAAGAAUAUUACGUCAGUCGAAAUCAAAAUCAUGGCAAAAUUUUUGUAAUGGUUUAUGUGAAGUGUCUUCAAUAAACGAAAUGUGGUUUCGAAUGAAAUGGAUAAAAGGGAGAUAUUCUAAAAAAUCUUUUAUUAGUAGUGAUAGUGCAAGGGACCUCCUUCAAAGUCUUGCCCCUGAUUUUGUUGUUAAUAAUUGUCCUACAUUUAGAUCGAGUAACUACUAUUUAGAAACAUCAAUUUCUAGAAAGGAAUUAGAAGUUUCUAUCAAAUCAAAAGAUACGGCUCCGGGAGUAGAUAUGAAUUCAUUUUCAAUGAUCAAAAACUUACCUGAAAGUGGUAAAAAAAGAUUGGCUUUUGAAUCUUUU
This is a messenger RNA of Brenthis ino (lesser marbled fritillary), 2022 nucleotides long. The record is from the annotation of a GenBank genome assembly. NCBI's taxonomy places the organism in Eukaryota, Metazoa, Arthropoda, Insecta, Lepidoptera, Nymphalidae.